Molecule: messenger RNA, 6327 nt
Organism: Pipra filicauda (Wire-tailed manakin)
Lineage: Eukaryota; Metazoa; Chordata; Aves; Passeriformes; Pipridae
Gene: XAF1
Product: XIAP associated factor 1
Exons: 9
Coding region: 226-1209 (327 amino acids)
Biological process (GO): apoptotic process
Source: RefSeq, a predicted model, not a curated record
GACAAAAAAGGUCAGUUCAUAUUUUCUGCGUCUCCUGUAUAUCAUUUUUCCACACUGGGCAGGGUCUGUCACAUCAGAGACGGCGCUUAUCAUACAGCUGGAAGGGAUCUAUUGUAGCAGCAGGUACACAAAUGCUUGGCCUUCCAUCAGAAAGUCCUGAAGUUUCGUUUCCUAGAUUCCUCUCUGCUCUUAGAAGAAAGGAUAUCCAGUAAAAUAAAAAGAAAAAUGACAGGAGAGAACAGGUUCUGCAAAAAUUGUAAACGAGAUGUGUCUGCUGCCAAUUUCUCCCUCCAUGAGGCCCACUGCAUGCGGUUUCUUACCCUCUGUCCAGAAUGUGAUGAACCAGUUCCUCAAAAGGAUAUGAAAGACCAUCGGACAGAAGCACACAAACAGAUCAGAUGCAGACUUUGUCACCAAAGUAUGCAGCAAUACCAGCUGGAGCAUCAUGAGAACAAGGAGUGCCAAAAACGAGCCAUGAAAUGCACCAUCUGUGACCUUGAAAUGCCCUUCAACAAGCUACAGGAACACCUGGACACCUGUGCCAGCCGAACAGAGAGGUGUCAGGAGUGUAACAAAUACAUCAUGUAUAAGGACCAGCACAAACACAAGGAGAUCUGUCCAAACAGUGGUCUGUCCUAUCAUAAGGAUGUGGACUUUCAAACCAGUGAAGCAUCCACUAAUGCAACAGUUAUUCGCCCCAUUGGUACUGGUGGCAAUCUUUGUCAGAAGUGCAGUAAGUUAUUCCCAGAUGACCAGUACUCCCAACAUCUGAAUAAAUGCAAUGCAGCCCAUAAGCUGACAAAAGUUCUUGCUGGCCAGUCAGCUUCAAGCCUCAUCGGUGCUCCACCACGGUCUUCUUCCUCCCUGGCUCCCUCUUCCUCCUCUGAAAAUGCAAUGGCAUGGAAAGAUGUCCGUCCCAAAGGGAAAGAAAGGGAGCAGCCACUGACCUCCAAACCUUUAAAGAACAAAAAGAUUGGCUUUCUGUCUCCCACAAGAGGCGGAUGUUCCACAUCACCUCAAGCUCUUAAAGACACUCAGUCUUUUGACAUGCUGGUGACCUGUGACCAUUGCGACAUUCUACUGCCACUUCCAACCCUUCGGAAACAUGAGAUCAAAUGUCUGCAUUGGACAACUUUGCAAAAUGCUAGGAUGAAACAAAAAUCAAGCCAUGGGGAAAAAGGAGACUCUUUCUACAGCAUUUGUGAUUAAAUCUGGAAAACAGAGGCACGUCUUCAGAUUGAAUCUUCAGCUCAGCUUUAGCAAAAGGCCCUGUGGAAAUAUAGCUUUAUCGGCAAAUAAAAGUGCAGACUUGCUACUCUGGAUUAAGAACAAAGAGUGACUCAGAUUUUUUAUUCCUUAUCAAGAGAAGCAUUUAAAGGUUUCACUAGAAAACUGUAAAAGUGAUGGGGGCUCAGCAGGUGUUGUUUCAAAUAUUCCUGUGCAAGCUUGCCUUAGGAAUGUCCUUUUGCCACCUGGUUCUGCAAGGAGAGCAGCUUAUUUUAAAAUAUAUCUUCUGAGAGAGAGAAGGAAAUAAGGAAUUUCAGAAUACCUUGUCAUGUUGAAUGCCACCAAUUCUUCUCAUGAGAGCUGAGAACUUGGGUGUUUAUCAAAACAUGGCCCAGUGAAAUUAGAAAACAUUAAAUCCUGCUCUUCAUCACUUCAGUGAACCACUGAACCUAGGAGCAGCACAAACAUCUUCAUCUCUGGAAAUGGCAGACACAUCCCAGGAUAACUGAGGGUGUUUGUCUCCUGAAAUACAAGUGGAAACUGAUAGAGCCAAAUGGUGGGAGUUAAACAUGAAGGGUGAGUGGAUGCUCACAGGACAGCAAAUGGGCAAGAACAGGCAGGUAAGGGGAUAGUGCUCACACCAACCAUCCCUGUUACCCCAGGACCACUACAGACUGUCAUCCUGCUCUGUCACAGGUUAUUGUGACAGCACAUGGAGUCACACUGCAAGACAGGGACCAAAGUGACCGUGUCUGAAAAGGGCCACAAACCUACAUUAGAGCACAAGGCCGGCUUUAGCCUUAUAGCCCUUUCCCGUGGAGGGGUGAGAAGGCCCGGCCUGUUAAGGAAGUGUUUCCUCUCCUCCAUGGAGCCCCUCGGGGGUUUUCGGCGCUCGGUGCUGCAGUGUCACCGUGUGGCUGUCGGUGGCAGCGGCACCGGCUCGGGAGGGAGGAGAGCCGGGAGGGGCCCGGGCAGCCCGCCCAGCUCGGGGCUGCACACGCCGGGCAUGGGGACCGUGCGGGGACUGACACCGUCGGGCUCCCAGCUGGGGCAAGGACAACAUGACCUGGGUACAGAGUGCAGCGAGUCCGUGGCCUGGAGCUGCAGUCACCUGGCCUGCUCUGGUGCCCUGUGUGCAAGGGUACAUGUUGCCAGGACUCUGUCUCGGCACCAAGAGAGCCUCCGAAACACAACAGCUCUAUGAGGAUCUUUAAAACUCCUGCAAACAAUCUGACGAUCACCUCUUCCAGGGUGAGGAGAUUGCUGUUACGGCCACCCCAGAUGUCCCCGUGGUGCUGGAGGUGCUGCCCGGCGUGGUGACCCUGCUCCUAAACUCAGUGCCAAGGCUCUUCGGUUUCACAGAAUGGCCUUUGUCUAAGCUGCCGGGCCCCAGAGGGAGGGCGAGGGGCCUGUUCAUUUGCAGAGUAUGAAAGUAUGGAAGCAGCAGCGCCCAGACGUCUGCAAACCUGAGCUCCAAGGUCCGCAAGGCAUGCGGUACCAGGGUAGCACAAAGUUCAGGAUGAGAGGGAAGCAGCAGUCGUUGGUUUCAAAGCUCCCAAACGUGUUCGCCGUGCCAGUGCAAUCCCUUCGGUCACUAGAUGGCAAUAAAGACCCAACGUGCUCUUCCCUGGGCUACAGGGGAGGCUUGUUGAGCUCGGCCUGGAUUUGUCCCAGGAGAUGGAAGCGGAAGAUACUAGAGAAACCAUAAAAGUAACUGUGCCGUCAUUCUGCUUGGUAAUGAGGAUUUGUUUCGUUAUUGUCUGUUUCUUAAAAAAAAUACAUAGGUUAUAUUUACCAAGAAGAAAAUUAUUAUUAGAUUAAAAAUAUAUUUCUGUGCAAGAAAAGGAAGCUCAGCCUUACCAGGACAAGUACUCAGAGGAAAUGGCAUCAUAAUCCUGAAACACUGCUGAGGUUUCAAAUCACUGGGAUUUCAGUGUUUUUCCUUGAAGUUUAAGACACAUUUUUAUUCUUUGACAGUGGCAGGAGGCAAUCUAAUUCUGUAUGACACUCCUUCCACAGUGAAACCUUACCUACAUGCCUCUCCAUACAGUAUUUUUUUAAACAAUCCUUUGUCAUAGUGAAAACUUUAACACCAGUCUCUGAGACACUAGAAUGAAGAACACCUUGUAUUUGUCCAUUUCCUCAGUGCUGUGUGCUGGUGGCUGCUCCUCACUAUGCUGUGUGCUGUGUGUAUAUUAAUAUUCCUCAAAGGUUAAUCUCAUUUGAAGGCAGGAAUUUUGUGUGUACAAAACAUUGCAAAGCCAGCUGGCAUAUCUUACUCCCAGACACUGUUCUGAUUCAAAAGCAGUGUUAUGGGAAGCAGAAGGAACUAAAUGAGGAAAUUAAACUGACAAUAUACCCUGCAGUGAGCUGAUGGGGAGAAGCUGAAUGACCUGUUUUUGAAUUUGUCCACUGCUGCUUCUCAGUGGUUCUGUUGCAAAAGACAGUGCAGGAUCUCAGAAUUUACUGGUGUCUUCUAUGGGAUGGAUUUUCGAUAAUCCAGAGGGUAAAAGUCAUCUGUUGAACCAACACAAGGCCCCCAUAUCACCUCAGCAUGCUAAAGAAAAAACAAGCAGCAUAUAUUUUACAAACCACACCCACCCAUGUAACUUGUGUAGUACCUCAUGGAGGGUUAGAAGUUGGACUUGAUGAUCCUUGUGGGUCCCUUCCAACUCAGCAUAUUCUAUGAAUCUGUGAUUCUGUGACUGACAUCUCUUCAUUUGCUGCUGAAGGGCUUUCUAUGUGCCUUAAGUCACAUUGGGAUAAAAUUAAGCAGAAACUUGAGCUCAAGUACUUUUCUGAUUAUUUAGAAAAAAAAAUCAAAAAAUAAGCAAACUAAUUAAUAGGUGACCAACACUGUCAUCUCCUAUGGUUUAUGAACACAUGUCCUUGCAAUUCAGAAAGAAAAAUUUGCAGUAAAAGUGCAAGUAACCAGUGGGUGAGUAAGUGGACUAAGGUAGGCAGAGAUGUCCCCAAGUGAUGGCAAACCUUGCAGAGGCAGCAGAGCUGAAGGAAAUUCAUCCCUGUGCUGUGGCCAUUGGUAUCCUGCAACUGCAUAAAAUCCCAGUGAGCCCCGUGUGUGAGCAGUGGCAGGCCCAGGCCACAGGCGGAGGGCAGGGUGUGCACGAGGAGCUGUCUGCUCCUCUCUGGCUCCCUAGAGGAAGGUGUCACCUGUUUUCAUUUCCAUGGAAUGGAUGUGGCUGCUCCCACAGGCCUGCACACAAUAUCCAGUCUGGCUUUCCAUGACUGGAGGCAGUGUGAGGAAAUGAGACUUCAUGCUUUGUCUUAUAUCCAGAUGUCACAGAGGGGGAGGACAGGGUUAUCACAAGUGGCUGUAUCAGAUUUGACUGGUGCACUGUUCCCUCCAGCUCAUCCAGACAUCUCAGAGGAGAAAGGCUGAUGAAUAGAGUAAUUUCUAGUAGUCUUUGCUGUGCCAAAAAUAACUUUUUCUAUCAAAUGUGAUGAAGGUUUGAUAUCUCUUCUUGAUUCUGAGAGUUUGUUCUGCCUUUAGCUACUUAUCCCUAAGGCUCAAACUUCUUGAAAGUUGAUUGUUAUUGUAGCAGGUCAGAUUACACUGUUCUGUAGGGAAUUUUCCACAGAAAAUUCCACCUGUUGUGUGGAGCUUGGAGCCCAGUGCCAGCACCAUCAGCAUAUUGAAGAUGCUUUUCAGGAAUAAGAAAUAUACUUUUUAUAGAGACUUGCAAAUGUGAAGAGCUGGCAUGGGUGUUAGAGGAAACAUUGAGUAGAGUUGAAUGUGAGGAGUGAAAAUUGCUCUUUUAAAAGUAACUUGUAAAGGUUGGUAAGAGUGGUGGUGGGUACACAGAUCAGUGCUAGGCUGGUUCUCAUUGUGGCUGUUCUGCAGAGCUCCAUGACACUGAGCUGUGCUGGUUUGGAGGCACGAGGAAAAAAACAUGUAGACUUGAAUGGUAUUGGCUCAUAAGAACCUCAGAAAAGGUUUUCAGCAUUUGCUUGAAUUCAAACUGUGUACUGCAUAAGUUUUCUCUGAUGUCAUUUUUGAAUGGAGAAUCCAUUACAGCCUUUUGUGACCUGGUAAUUUGGUUGAGAAGCUGGCUUUUAUGUAAAGGGCAAGCUAUCUUUUUCUUGAUGGUUUCCUAGUAAAGAGGUGGUUUUAAUGCAUCUCACAGUGAUGUAGGUGAGAGACAAAGGUACAUGUCAGGGGAGAAGAAUAGUUUAGGAAAAGAGGAUCAGCUUAAACCUAAAGAAUACAGAACGCAAUAAAAGGGAAAUAAAAUGAGGGCAUAAAGGAAAGUGACUGAUUACAUGUCAGCCCAAAACAGCUUCCAACAGGUGUGGAAUAGAAAUGUUUUGAAAUUGUGUCCUUUUUGUGAACUUAGCUCACAAAAAUAAUAAACCACACACCCCCAACUCAGCUGCCCCUGCCCAAAACAGAUGCAUAGUGAAAAUAUAUAAUGUAUAUAAGCCUAUUUUUGGAGUGAUCCAACCCUGUAGGUAUUUAUUUCCAGUCUGGAGAGGGCAAUGAAAUGUGACAAAAUAGGAUUUUAAACUGAAUUGCCUGCGCUUUUUUGCCUUGUCAAGUACAUAAAUGUAAACAUGCACCAUAACAGAUAAAGAUGAAUCCCACAUUGAGUAUUUUGUUGGAGAAGCAACAAACUGCACUAAAAAUUGAUGAAUGGCAAAUUUAUUUUUAUUUAAGCAUUUAUUUUUAUGGCAUUAGCAAAUAGAAAAAUAUAUGGGAGUAUGCAAAUAAUUUUGAGGAGACAUUAAAAUAAACUGAACGAUAUCAAGUUGCUCAUCCUUCAUAGAGAUUUUGUGCUUCAGUAUUGUGGAAAUUAUCAAAGCACAUAUAACAUGGCUGGUGGAAACACUGGAAAUGGUUUUAAUUCUUCAAAAGCCUGAGCUUUCACUGUAGUUCCAUAUCGAGAGCUCAAACUUUUAAAAUGUUCAAUAAAUCUGCUUUAUGUUGCUUUUAUGACAUAAAAGCAUGCAUAUUUUAUUAUAAAAUAUGUUAUUGGAUUUUCUUUAUGGACUUUUCUUUAAAGUUUUAUUUAAAAAGUCAAAGAAAUGGUGUAAACUGUGGGAAGUAGAACCUUGUAUUAAAUAAACUUUACCAAAGAAUAA